AUGGAUAUCCCAUACACAAACUCUCCUAAACUAGAGCAAGAGUUUGGAGAAGAUCAAGAAGAGAUCAACAACAGAAGCAUGGGGAGGGGGAAGAUCGAGAUCAAGAGGAUCGAGAACACCACGAAUCGCCAGGUGACAUUCUGCAAGCGCAGGAAUGGGCUGCUGAAGAAAGCCUAUGAGCUGUCUGUGCUUUGUGAUGCUGAGGUUGCCCUCAUUGUCUUCUCCAGCCGUGGCCGCCUCUAUGAGUACUCCAACAACAAUAGCAUCAAGUCCACCAUAGAGAGGUACAAGAAGGCAAACUCAGACAGCACCCAUACUGCCUCCGUGACUGAGAUUAACGCUCAGUAUUACCAGCAGGAGUCAGCAAAGCUGCGCCAACAAAUUCAGGUGCUCCAGAAUUCCAAUAGCAUGCUUUGCAGGCACCUCAUGGGGGAAUCCUUGGGCUCACUGUCUGUGAAGGAGCUGAAGCAGCUCGAGAACCGGCUCGACCGUGGCAUCAACCGAAUCAGGUCCAAGAAGCAUGAGCUUCUGCUAGCUGAAAUUGAGUAUCUGCAGAAAAGGGAGAUUGAGCUGGAGAAUGAAAGUGUGUGUCUUCGUACCAAGAUAGCGGAGGUGGAGAGGGUUCACGAAGCAAACAUGGUGAGCGGCGCCGAGCUGAAUGCAAUCCACGCGCUGGCGGCUUCUCGCAACUUCUUCGCUCCACAAAUGAUGGAUCCGCCGCCGCAGCAGCAGCAGCAGCCUCAGGACCUCUUCUCUUCCCCCGGCGCCGGCAGCAGCAGCCACCACGGCCACCACCACCACGACGAGUCUCCAAAUCCGUCCGACAAGAAGUCCGGCCACCUCCACCUUGGCUGA
Molecule: messenger RNA, 855 nt
Organism: Linum trigynum
Lineage: Eukaryota; Viridiplantae; Streptophyta; Magnoliopsida; Malpighiales; Linaceae
Source: the annotation of a GenBank genome assembly